Molecule: messenger RNA, 381 nt
Organism: Asparagus officinalis (garden asparagus)
Lineage: Eukaryota; Viridiplantae; Streptophyta; Magnoliopsida; Asparagales; Asparagaceae
Product: protein RALF-like 32
Exons: 1
Coding region: 1-381 (126 amino acids)
Source: RefSeq, a predicted model, not a curated record
AUGAAGAAGGAAAUAGCAACCAUAUGUUGUUUGGUUGGGCUGGCAGUCAUCCAGCUCCUUACUGCAUCUGUUUCGAGAUUGUCCACUGAGACUGAUAACAUCAUCGCCUUGUCCCUAUUGCCGUCUUUGUGCAAUGGGGGACCCAACAGUAGUGACAUAACAACAGGGUUCUUAGCAGAAGAAGAUGGUGAAGAGAUGAUGGACUCAGAGGUUCAUCGGAGGUUAAUCUUGGAGGCCGAUGGGAAGACGAUCGGGUAUGGUGCCCUGAAUCGAGACCGGCCCAUCUGCAACUCAGGACCGAGGUCAUACGCCAACUGCUUGCCUCCCCCGGCUAAUCCUCGCACUCGAGGUUGCAACCCCAUUUAUCAGUGCAGGAAUUAA